This is a messenger RNA of Neltuma alba, 621 nucleotides long. RefSeq lists its product as uncharacterized. NCBI's taxonomy places the organism in Eukaryota, Viridiplantae, Streptophyta, Magnoliopsida, Fabales, Fabaceae. The transcript has a single exon. The record is from RefSeq and is a predicted model, not a curated record. The coding region runs from base 1 to 621 and encodes 206 amino acids.
AUGACCACUGACAUAAGUGCAAGUAUUUCGCUUUUCAAAUCUGCACAGGAAGUUUGGGAGGCCGCAAGAGACAUGUUUGCCUCUCUCAACAAUCGUGCAGCAAUCAUGGAGAUUGAAGCAGCCUUGGACAAACUUAAACAAGGCACUUUAACCGUUACAAAAUUCUGGACAAAUCUAGUAUUAUUGUGGCAACAACUGGAUAUGUAUGACACCUAUGAAUGGACUUGUCCUACUGAUGCCCAGCUCUAUGCUAAAAUCAAGGAGGAGAAAAGAAUCUACAAGUUCUUGCUAAGUUUGAAUCCAGUGUUUGAUGAGAUUAGGGGACGUAUCAUGAGCUUUGAAAAGCUCCCUUCUCUACAUGAAGUCAUGGUGAAGCAAGAAGAAAGCAGGAGGAAACUUACAGUCUCUGUACAGCCACAGCAACUUGAACCAAAUUCGAGUGCUAUGUACACCAAGGGUGGCCAGUCAAAUGAUGGAAAAGGGCGGAAAAAUAAUAGAUGGUGUGAUCACUGUCAAAAUCAGGACACACCAAAGAAGUAUGUUGGAAAGAAACCAUCAAAUAGAGGUAAAAGCAGAGGAGACUCACAGGCUAACACAGCUAAAAUUGACUCUGAACACUGA